UAUUUAUCUUUGAUCAUUAACUUGUAACUCCUGAUAAUGUAAUGAAUUUAUUGAGGAUCCUUAUCAGUAAUUUCGUAAAAGCAAUAACAUGAAUAAAAGAUAAGAAUAAAUUUGAAUAAAGAUGUACAGUAGUUGUGUUUGUGCCAUACGAUUUUCAACAUGCAUUUGAAGAAAGAUCUGAUUAUUCAUCAUGCCAAGGUAUUCCAGCAGCUAAGAAGUUAUUCAAUCAGUGUUUUAAAGAGCAAAAUUGACCCACAUUCAGCCAAAUAUGCGGAGAAUUAUGCAAGUAUGUCUGCACUGGUCCAAACCUUGCAUGACAAAACUAGCAAGGUCCUACAGGGCGGAGGUGACAAGGCCGUCACCAAACACACUAGCAAAGGCAAAUUACUAGCCAGAGACCGCAUAAACUUGCUCCUCGACAAGAACAGUGCAUUUUUAGAACUAUCUACUUUAGCGGCCAAUGAAAUGUAUGAUGAUGUGAUUAAUUCCGCUGGCAUUGUUACGGGAAUAGGCAGGAUUCAUGGUAAUGAAUGUGUUGUGGUGGCGAACGAUGCCACUGUAAAGGGAGGCACAUAUUAUCCGAUGACAGUAAAGAAACACGUUAGGGCUCAGGAAAUUGCCCAGGAGAAUAAUCUGCCUUGUAUUUAUCUGGUGGACAGUGGCGGGGCUAAUUUGCCACACCAGUCGGAGGUUUUUCCAGACAGGGACCAUUUCGGCAGGAUAUUUUUUAAUCAGGCUAAUAUGUCGGCCCGCCAGAUACCGCAAAUUGCAGUAGUUAUGGGUCUAUGUACGGCGGGGGGCGCCUACGUGCCCUCAAUGGCCGACGAGUCCGUCAUAGUAAAAAACCAAGGAACCAUUUACCUCGCAGGGCCCCCCUUGGUAAAAGCCGCCACCGGAGAACAAGUUUCGGCUGAAGAGUUGGGGGGCGCAGACCUGCACUGCGCCCAAUCGGGCGUCACCGACCAUUACGCCCUUGACGACGGCCACGCCCUAAAAAUCGCCCGGGAAAUCGUGAAAAACCUUAACAGGAAGGGGGCGAGUAGGUUCGGAAACGCUUUCGAGGACCCUUUGUAUAAUCCCGAGGAAAUCUAUGGGAUAAUCAACAAGGACAUCAUGAAACCCUUUGACAUAAGAGAGGUUAUCGGGAGGGUGUUUGAUGGGUCAAAACUAGACGAAUUCAAGAAGAAAUAUGGGGAAACCCUUGUGUGUGGCUUCACCAAAUUAUACGGGGAAACGGUGGGGGUCUUAGGGAACAAUGGGGUGCUAUUCAGCGAAAGUGCCCUCAAGGGGGCGCAUUUUAUCCAGUUGUGUUGCCAGAGGGACGUCCCCUUGGUGUUUUUGCAAAAUAUCACAGGGUUUAUGGUGGGGAGACAAGCAGAAACAGGUGGGAUUGCAAAGAACGGGGCGAAGUUGGUCACCGCAGUGGCCUGCGCCCAAGUGCCCAAGAUCACCGUCAUCAUUGGGGGCUCUUAUGGGGCGGGGAACUACGGUAUGUGCGGUAGGGCCUACUCUCCCCGUUUCCUCUACAUGUGGCCCAACGCUCGUAUUUCCGUGAUGGGGGGUCCCCAGGCGGCCGGGGUCCUCUCCCAGGUGGCCAACAAACAGUGGAAAGAGGGCGAGCAGGAGAGUUUCGAACAGAAAAUCGUCGAUAAAUUCGACAGGGAGGGAUCCCCAUAUUUUAGUACCGCACGGUUAUGGGAUGACGGAGUGAUAGACCCGAAGGACACGAGGAAGGUGCUGGGGCUAAGUUUGGCGGCCGCGUUGAAUAAAAAGACCCCGAAAACUGAGUUCGGCAUAUUUAGGAUGUAAAUAUGGUCUUUUCUUUAUUAUAAAUAAAUAAAUGUAUUGGAUGUAAAUUUA
This is a messenger RNA of Anthonomus grandis grandis, 1860 nucleotides long. It is a transcript of the gene Mccc2, whose product is annotated as probable methylcrotonoyl-CoA carboxylase beta chain, mitochondrial. Gene Ontology annotation, biological process: L-leucine catabolic process. The record is from RefSeq and is a predicted model, not a curated record. The coding region runs from base 160 to 1809 and encodes 549 amino acids. Lineage: Eukaryota; Metazoa; Arthropoda; Insecta; Coleoptera; Curculionidae. The transcript is spliced from 8 exons. Gene Ontology annotation, molecular function: methylcrotonoyl-CoA carboxylase activity. Gene Ontology annotation, cellular component: methylcrotonoyl-CoA carboxylase complex; mitochondrion.